Molecule: messenger RNA, 276 nt
Organism: Colletotrichum aenigma
Lineage: Eukaryota; Fungi; Ascomycota; Sordariomycetes; Glomerellales; Glomerellaceae
Product: Protein PET100
Exons: 2
Coding region: 1-276 (91 amino acids)
Biological process (GO): mitochondrial respiratory chain complex IV assembly
Cellular component (GO): mitochondrial inner membrane; mitochondrion
Source: RefSeq, a predicted model, not a curated record
AUGGGUGGUCUCAAUCUGGAAGUUUUCAAGUUCGGCAUGUAUGUCAUGUUCCCCAUCGGCAUCAUGUACUACUUUGGCACGAACCUCGACAACCGUUUCGCCGUCCCCGAUUUCUGGCCAAAGGCCGAGCACUCGCACAAGAUUCCUUUCGACCGCGAAGACAUCAAAGAGGAGUACGUCAGACUGGCCAAGCGCCAGCGACUCGUUGACCAGAUGAGAAAAGACCGGGAGGCCGCCCAGGCGGCGCAGAACCCGCCUUCGAACGAGGAUCAGUAG